This is a messenger RNA of Symbiodinium natans, 912 nucleotides long. The record is from the annotation of a GenBank genome assembly. Lineage: Eukaryota; Dinophyceae; Suessiales; Symbiodiniaceae.
AUGGCUUCCUUCGACUAUGUUGUGCGCGAUCUCCUGCUGCAUGAGCGCAGCAGUUUUCUCGAUGUCCUUCAUAUCUACGACGACAAGAAGGACUACCUGCCACCAGAGUACCGAAAAGAGCAUCUCCGUGCUGUCGUCUAUGCGAAAUUAUUGGGAUGGGUGACCCUCGACCGUUUCGUGCUCAACUGGAAGGAGAAGGUAGCACAGGUGAGCCAAAUGAUUUGCGAUCAUUUUGUCGCCAAUCCGGCUACAUUCGUUUGCAUGGGCUUCCGCGGCCGCAAGGGAAAGAAGGAUGUUCGCAUCUUGACUUCCAACAUCUAUGAGGUUCUGCGGGUUGGGCGCAAGCUCACAUUGCUGGGCAUGUGCAGCUUAGUGAUCUUUAAGGAGCCGAAUGUUUGUUCUCUUCCGAUGGGACGGCCAGCAAAGUUCCUGGUCUCCAUGAGUCUCAACAAAGCCGCAUCCAAAGCAUUUCUUGAUGCAUUGCGACUGUCGAAGCCAGGAGAUGAGAUCCACUUGAUCUACGUGACCUUUUUCACGGAGGAUCAAGACUCAGACCACGUGAAGAUCUUACGUGACCGUUACAGCCACUUUUUCGAGGGCCUGGGCGAUGGAGAUCAUCACGUGCUGCAGAAGUUUUUUGACCGUCACAUCGAGUUUCACAUCGUUCCACAGCACAAGGGCGAGCUGAUACCGCAGACUGUUGCAGGUUUCGCAGAAAGUAUCGAAGCUGACUUUGUCGUGGUCGGCACAAAUGCGCUUCGUGUGGACCGCGGAAAGGAGCCGCUAGGCUCCGCGUCCCUGCAGAUUUGCAUGGAAGCCCAUUGCACCUGGUUUGCAAAUGCUUCUAGCUGUACACUGCCUACCACAUUCAGCAGUGGUCUUGAACCUAGAGUGAAUGGCACCAGGUGCUGA